Molecule: messenger RNA, 5202 nt
Organism: Penicillium antarcticum
Lineage: Eukaryota; Fungi; Ascomycota; Eurotiomycetes; Eurotiales; Aspergillaceae
Product: histidine kinase-like ATPase domain-containing protein
Exons: 2
Coding region: 1-5202 (1733 amino acids)
Source: RefSeq, a predicted model, not a curated record
AUGGCUAUGAAUGUGGAUUUCAAUGCCUUGAAGGCGCGGACCAUGGGGUCUGGAGCCGACGAGGAAGCAGUGACAGUUGAUACCAGAGGAUUGAUUUCCAAGGUUCUUGCUAGAUAUUCUGGCAAAUGGACUGUACUUCGAGAAAUGAUACAAAACGCCGCCGAUGCUUCUGCAACAAAGGUCACAAUCAAGUUCGAGACUCUUCCAUCAACUACAGUACCGUCCCCAUCAACGACAGACCCGACUACACAGCUCAAGCACACCAUAAACAACCAUACCCUUCGUCGACUCCUGAUUUCAAACAAUGGUUCCCCAUUUAGUGAGAAGGAUUGGGCACGACUCAAGCGUAUUGCAGACGGAAACCCCGAUGAGACCAAGAUUGGUGCAUUUGGUGUUGGAUUUUAUAGUGUUUUUGAUGACUGCGAGGAGCCAUUUGUUUCUUCUGGCAGCCAGGCCAUGGCGUUCUAUUGGAAAGGCAAUGCGUUGUUCACACGUCGACUGGACCUCGGAGAAGCUGCAAGCCAGGAUACCACCUUCGUUUUGGACUACCGCAAUGACUCUUCUCCGAUUCCAUCGUUAUUGCAUUUGUGUCAGUUCUUAUCAAGCAGUCUCACGUUCGUCUCUUUGCAGGAGAUAGAACUCUGGCUAGAUGAUUGGAAUCUUUUGCGGUUAUCGAAGAGGACUGCCCCAAGUGUUGAUGUUGCAAUUCCCAGAGACAUCGACACCAAGACUGAAGACGGGUUAAUGAAAAUUAUUAAAGUCACCCGAGAAAUUGCGCAGGUUGACGCCUCUUGGAUGCGAAUUGUCGAAUGGAACCCAAACGCAAGCAUUUUCCGUCUGGAUAAUAUUCGUGAUACAACAAGCUCGCUGCGAAGUUUCUUUUCAAAGUUUACCGGUCAACCAGAAAAGCAGACUAAUCAACAGCCAGAGCAUGAGCGCCAGGAAGAAUCAGGCAACAUGAACACCAUGCUGACCGCAUCCGUCUUUUUGCAUAUCAACACGGCAUCGAUUCAGCCUUCUAUUAGUUCCUCGCUGAGCAAGGAACUAGAACGAGCUACAAGAAAACCUCCCCCUAAGAGAUGCACCAUCGCCAUUUUGACCCCUUCAUAUGAUGCCAAUAUAGCAACCGCGGCAUCUUCCUCCCAGUCAGAGAUCCUAUCAUCUAUUCUACCUACCAAAGCUGGAAGGGUGUUUAUUGGAUUCCCCACACAGCAGACCACUGGCUUGAAUGCUCACGUAUCUGCCCCAUCUGUGAUUCCUACUGUUGAACGAGAGAGCAUUGAUCUCAACACUCGGUAUAUCAGUAAAUGGAAUCUCGAGAUGCUGCGUGCGGUUGGUGUCGUCUGUCGAAUUGCCUGGUCUGCAGAGAUGGCUACCAUCAAGUCCAAAUUAGCAUCAAAAAUUGGACCAUCGCGCUCAAAAAUUCGAAAGGAAGACAUCGUGGAUGUACUGCCUGAGGCUAUUCACACAGCAAAUCAAUUUGUGUUCCGUGAAUCCACCCCAUCUUCGGUCUUGGGUCAGACGAUUGAGGAUGCAUUUUGGAUGUGCAACAAAAAUGCGUCUAUCGAGAUCCUUUCGACCUGUGGUGUCAUUCCCAGUCAUCAAACUCGCAUUGCGCCCAAGGAAUUGAGCUUUAUGGAUUCAAUUCCUGCUCUGCCUGACGAUUUUGUGAAAAACGCCAAAGACUUUGUGAAGAGGCUUACCGAUUUCGGGCUCGUUACAGAAAUAACGGUGUCAGACAUAAAGCGCGAGCUAGAAUCCAACACUUUGCGUUCUAACCAAAUCGUUGAGUUCAUUGCCUGGCUUGGCCGCAAAACGGUUGCUGGCCAGCUUGAUAGACUGUCGGUGCAGAGUCUUUUGCGUGUAGCGGUGGCCAACGACGAAGAUAAGGAAGGACAUCCUACUCGCCUGGUCAUCUUCGCGGAUAUAACUUGCUUCUUAAAUCCGCAGCGCAUUCCAGCAGACCUCCCCGUGCCGCCUAGCGUGAUUCCCUUCCGAUUUACCAAAUCUCUAAGCAAACCAGAACUGGAGGCGCUCGGCUGGGUCGAGCUGCAGAUUGUUCCUUGGCUUCGUUGGCUCGUCAACAAUGCUGGAGACCGCAAUGUCCUCUCUAUCGAUCAAGAUAUCACACAGACGGCAGCAUUCUCCGGACAGGUCUUGCCUGUUUUAUCAAAGCAGUGGGAGCCUCUCAGCCAGGCCUCUAAACAAACGGUUGUCUCAAUACUUCAACCUCAGACUGUGAUCCCAACGAGACUUGGAAUGAAGCAGCCUGCCCAGACAUACUUUGCAUCUGUGCGCCUGUUUGAUGAUCUUCCCGUGGUCCAUGGGCUGAACGGCGUGAAAGAGAAGAUCUUGGUUUCACUUGGAGUUCGCAAAACGGUUGAGCUUGGCGUGAUCUUUGAUCGUUUGAUCAACACUCCUACGUCCAGUGAUGCCAAAGGACCCGCUCCGAGAAAAUGGAACCACGUUGAUCUUAUUCGAUACCUUACCUCUGUGCGGGAAGACAUUCCUGUAAACGAUAUUCAGAGGCUCAAAGGUACGAGUAUCUGUACUGCUGAAAACGACAGCGGUUCUCAGGGAACACGGUACAAGAUCUCCGAACUAUAUGAGCCAAAGGAUUCUCUUCGGGCUCUUGGGCUACCUGUCCUCGAGUGGCCGGGCAUCUACACCAACAAUAGUAAUGAGGGCAAAUUCCUUACAAUGAUGGGGCUGAAGAGCUACCCAUCAGCUGUUGAACUCAUCCGCCUCAUGACCACCGGAAGCACAGAGAAGGACAGCCGAGCAACCAAGGCUCUGUCGUACUUCCUUAACGAGUAUUACACAAAUGGAUACGCAGCAUUCGAUAUCAGUGCGGUCACUGUGCCAUUCCUUCCCAUCGAAGACAGCGAUCAAUUGAGUGUGCCAAAGAAAUGCUUCACCGAUGAAGGUGCAGCUCUGUUUGGCUUCAAAAUUCUUCGCAAAGACCUGCACGCCCAUGCCUCAAAACUCGGAGUCAAGUCUCAUCCUCCUAUGACAGAAUGUCUUCAAGUUCUUUCAAAGCGGCCUCCUACUACCCAAAAGGAUGCUCGGAUUGUCUUCAAGUAUUUGGCAGGCCGAGUAGCUGACUUGAACCCACAGGAUAUUGCGCGUAUUAGCCAGGCUCCGGUUGUUCCCAUUGCUGUGCAUAGUCAAGCCGAAAAAGUCCCUAGAACCCGCCUUGCGGCGCCUAGGCUUUGCUAUCUUGGAGAUGGAGAAGACUAUAAGGGGAUCUUUGACUUUAUUGACUUCGGCCAGGAAGCGAAUCUCUUCCUCAUGGCAGUUGGCUCAAAACGAGAGCCAACUAAAAUCGAAAUUGCAAGAAUGCUCGUUAAAGAACCGGCUCGGAUCUCUGCCGCGUUCCAAAGUUCUGAGAAAUACUUGAUGCUCCUCAGAACUCUUGCGGAGCACCUUCCAACGCUGAAGAAGGAUAAGGACCUUUUUAUUGAGAUGAAGAGGGCUCCAUUCCUCAUGGCUAGCCGAGAUAUUCCACCCCAAGCCACAGAUAAGGGUGAAAAGCCUAAGGAACCUCUUGAUGAAGAUGACGAUCUGGAUAUCAGAGAGUGGAGCUUAACUUCUGCCAAGGACAUUGUUGUAGUAGAUGCCUUCCAGAGUUUCAAUCUGUUCAAAGAGCACAUUCUUGCUGCACCACAAGAAGAAGCACUGGAGAACUUCUACUCUGCCCUUGGUGCCAUUCCGUUGAGUGGCCUCGUGGAAGAACAAGCGCGAUUUGGUGGCGUUGCACCCGACCAAACACUGGCUGUCAAGCUGCACAAAUUAAUCUUAGAGCGUGCGCGGCUCUUCUUGCAUGAUCAACCUGCCGAAUCUGUCCUUCAUGGAACUCGGUGGCUGGAACACUCCUUCAAAGUUCAGGUUGUGACCUCGAUAUCGCUUACGAGAUCCCUCAAGGGCCGACGAGUUGCACACACUCAAAAGCGAAACGCCAUCGUCUCUGAGUUGGGGAGGAACUGGGGCAUGUGCAUUACCCCGGGUCGAUAUGAUCUGUACGAGAUCAGUCAGUCAUUGGUGCAUCUGAUCUUGAAGCGACCUAAGCUGCAUUCAACUCUUACUUUAGAGAUGCUGCUGAAAACCGAUCUUCUGGAACUUCGGGCCCGAGGCUACAAUGUGGAACGAAUUCUGAGACAAAAGGCCCAGGAAGCUCGGGUGGCAGAAGACAAGCGACAAAAGCAGGUUGAAGAAGAACGGCGUGCUUUGGAAGAGCAAGAAGCCGCAUGGGCUGCGACUCAAGCUCAACGUGCGGAAGAAAACAGACAUGAGCAACAGGCGCAAAAUGCGAUGCCGGGUGUUUUCCCAGAAUCACCGAACAAUAAUAAGAUGUUACCAGCGGAAGCACAUGCUCCUCCGCCUGAGCCUAUGCCCGAACGUCCUAGUCGCGGCCUGUUUGCCAACCUGUCGAAGCGAUUUGGCUUGGAUGGUAACAAAUCCGGCUCCUCUGGUUCUGGAGAACAAUCCAAAUCAACGCUGCCCGAAUCCUCUGCACCUCCUCCUCCGCCACCACCUUAUUCUCCCAGCGACCCCCAGAAACCACGCCCAGAACAACCCGUGAACGUCAACUCACCGCAUCGCUUGAACUCUGAGCUUCUUUCAGCGGUCCAAGCAUGCCGACCCCACGGAUCCUCCGAUGUGUACAGCCGACCGGAGACGAACCAAGUCUCCGAAAGCAAGUCAUACUGUGACGAACGUCCAAGCCAUGACCUGGAAUUUGUCGCUACACUUCCCAGUGGCGUCAACGUACUAUUCACAAGGACAGUCACAGAAAGAUCAGCAUUCCUCGCAACCAACCGCGCAGGCUUCAACCUCUUUGCUUCCAUAAUCCUCGACUGCGGAUCAAUCUUCUCGAUGCGAGCCGACAGUCUCAGCAUCUUCUACGACCCAGGGGGCAAGACCAUCGCGUUCAACCGGGCAGGCAGUAUCUUCUGCAACUACUUCUAUUUCCAGCAGUUGCAAGAGAAAUCCCUGCUCCAGAGUUCCGCCCCCGACCGUUCUGACGCUAUUGUUUAUUGGUGGGUGAUUCUUUGCCAUGAGCUGGCGCACAACUUGGUCGGGGACCAUAGUUCGGCGCAUAGUUACUACACCGAGGGCUUUGUGGCGCAGUAUUUCCCCAAGGUUGCUAUUAAGCUUGCUUCAUUGCAGCCUGCUCAGGCGUCGCCAUCUAGACAGACUUGA